Molecule: messenger RNA, 590 nt
Organism: Cantharellus anzutake
Lineage: Eukaryota; Fungi; Basidiomycota; Agaricomycetes; Cantharellales; Hydnaceae
Exons: 2
Coding region: 22-234 (70 amino acids)
Source: RefSeq, a predicted model, not a curated record
CUACUCUGUAGCGGGUCUUGAAUGCGUAAACUGAAUGCCCGUGCAAGAGGUCCUGUAUUAUUGCAAAUUCCCUUGCUAUCCAGGGUCCUUAUCUUGAUUUGUAAGCCAACUUUCCGCAUUUAUUUUGUAACUCUUCUCGCUCUAAAAGCUCCCCUCCCCAAUAACUUCACCUGCCCUUCAUGCCAUGUUCCUUACCCAUUCUCUCUUUCACAGCCUUAUUCGACAUUUCGCUAAUGUCUGUGGCCAAUGAUGUCAUCACCCAUUGCACGGUCAUUAGCGGGUUGUGUACGAUUCACAGACGGACUCAUGCAUGGAUUUUUUUGGGGUUAUGUUCCCUGGGCGCUUAUGUUACUUGUGGAUUGUCUACCAAAGUCCAAAAGCAAAGCGUAGUACCCUGCCCGUCAGUGUAGGUCCCAAUCAGGGAGGGCCAUAGUUCCUGGAAGCCGGGCGGAUUCUUACCAAUAAUGCAUGAUAAUGUCGCGCUCCCCAGGCUUGAGGCACUUCGAACACAGGCCAUCUUGGGAAGGACGCACUGCAGUUUGAGUCUUUAAACAAUCCUCAUGAAGAAGGCAUCCUGUUGCGCAUUCAAA